AUGAAUGAUAAAUUGAAAGCGGUUCUGAGGGAAGCAUUUGGGGAUUCAUCCGAUAGCGAUUGCGAAUUAGGUGUAAGUUCAGUAUUUAAGCUUUUCAGUCAACCGAUUUUUGGGGAUAGCUAUACCUGGGAACCGAUUACUGAAAUCAGCGGCCUGUGGAUUUGUAGAGACUUUUUAUCUCCAGAUCAACAAUCCUCCUUGCUUUCUUCUAUCGAAAAAGAAGGAUGUUUUGCAGACGCCUCCCAUAACCAGGCAAUGAGGUUUGGAGAUCUUCCUUCUUGGUCUGUUGAACUUUCCUCCUAUGUCCGUGAAAGUGUACUGUCAAGUGAUCAUGUUUCUGAAUUCACAGACGAAGAAGAAACUAUCGAUAAGGGUAAAGAAGCUCGUCUCUUUCCACCCAAGUUAUUAUGGAGGGAACCGCUUUUCAAUCAACUUAUAGUAAACAUUUAUCAACCAGGUGAGGGAAUUGGUGCACAUGUUGAUCUUAUGCGCUUUGAAGAUGGAAUUGCAGUAAUCUCCCUGGAGUCAUCCUGCGUGAUGCAUUUUAGUCGGGUUGAAAGUGAAGUCGACUGUUUUGAAGAGACAGGCAAAGAACACAAGAUUCCUGUACUUCUGAUCCCAGGAUCCCUGGUCUUAAUGUGGGGAGAGGCACGUUAUAUGUGGAAACAUGAGAUAAAUCGAAAGCCUGGAUUUCAAAAUUGGCAAGGCCUAGAGAUUGACCAGAAAAGGAGGACCUCUGUAACUUUGAGGAAGCUGCGUCAAAUGUGA
Molecule: messenger RNA, 768 nt
Organism: Fraxinus pennsylvanica
Lineage: Eukaryota; Viridiplantae; Streptophyta; Magnoliopsida; Lamiales; Oleaceae
Source: the annotation of a GenBank genome assembly